Fusarium oxysporum Fo47 is the source of this 1599-nucleotide messenger RNA. RefSeq names its product FAD-binding oxidoreductase. Lineage: Eukaryota; Fungi; Ascomycota; Sordariomycetes; Hypocreales; Nectriaceae. The record is from RefSeq and is a predicted model, not a curated record. Gene Ontology annotation, molecular function: FAD binding; oxidoreductase activity. The coding region runs from base 1 to 1599 and encodes 532 amino acids. The transcript has a single exon.
AUGCAGAGCAGCUCUAUCAAAAGGCUGCGUGCAGCGCUCUUACGAGGUCUAGCAUUAUUGGCUACCCCCGCAGUGGCAAGUUGCCUCUGCUCAACAGCAGCUCAAGCAUGUUCGAUUCUCGCUUCGACGUUGCCAGCUGAAGCGUUCGUUGCGCCGAACUCGACGGGCUACCAGAAGGUUCAGAACAGCUACUGGAGUGAAACGGCGGGUGACCUGAGACCGGCUUGCAUCACACGGCCCCGAAGCACCGAGCAGGUGGCCUCCAUCGUAAAGGUACUCUCGACCUGCGGUAGUGACGUCCGAUUUGCCAUCAAAAGCGGGGGCCAUGGAUCGUGGCCGGGCUGGUCCAGCACCGAGGGUGGAGUUCUCAUCUCCUUGGACUUGAUCGACGGAGUUCAGAAUGUGGCUGACAAGGGCUACGCUGUCGUAGGCUCUGGCGCGCGAUGGGUUGAUGUGUACAAGUCGCUCGAGCCUCAAGGGGUGACUGUCAUUGGGGGCCGAUUCGCAUCAAUUGGCGUCGGGGGGCUGAUUGUUGGAGGAGGCAUCAGCUACUUCACCGGGCUGCACGGCAUGGCAUGUGAUAACGUGCUCAACUACGAAGUUGUUUUUGCCGACGGUACUAUCGCUAACGUCAAUCGAACAUCCAAACCUGACCUAUUCCGUGCACUGAAGGGCGGUGGUAACCAGUUUGGCAUCGUGACGCGCUUCAGCCUCAAGACAUACAAACAAACGACACAGGUUUGGGCCGGCAUCUUGACCUUCUCUAUCGACAAGGCUAGCCAGGUUUUCAACGCCACGCAGGCCUUCAUUGACAGAUACGACCCUCUAUCGCACAUGUAUCUUAGCAUGGGAGGGGGCUCCAACCCGCAACUGUCCUUCAUCAACGCCUAUGUAUUUUAUGAUGCCUCUUCCCCACCGGCUGGCGAGGCCAAUCCUUUUGCCGCCUUCUAUGCAGCCAAACCUAUUGCAGACACCACCUCCACACAGAACUAUUCGGCCCUCAUAGCGUCAAACAACAAUGGGAACACACCGCAGCAACGUUGGCUGAUCGGUGGCCAUACAUUCCCCAACCUUGUGGCGCCGUACGGCGCUGAUUUGUACUUGAAGCAGUGGCAGGCAUUUCGAGACAUGGCCAACGCCACAGCAGCUGGUGAUCAAGCUCUUCUCUUUUCCAUGGCGUUAGUACCAGUUCCAGCACGUGCGAUGCGAGCUGGUGAGAACGUCACAGGCGUAAAGAACGUGCUUGGACUUGAACCUGACGCUGGUGAUGCGGUCUGGAUUGACUACACGCUCGCCUGGCUGGAGGCCAAGGACGACGGCAAGAUGUUCGAGUUUGUAGAGCGCAUAAGCAAGGCCGGGGAUAAGCUGGCCACGUCCUUUGCGCCUGGCGUAGCCAGCACAAACGCAAUCCAGGGCGCUGUAACAGCCAAGGAGGCAGAGUUCUACCGGACUAAUCCACGGUACAUGAAUUAUGCGCUUCUGGACCAGCCUGUCCAGUCUAGUUAUGGUAAGGAGAAUGAGCAGUUCUUGCAGCGGGUGCAGAAGCGAUAUGACCCGGAUGGGCUGUGGAGAAAGAAUGGCGGUUUUCUGUGGGGUUGA